Molecule: messenger RNA, 1148 nt
Organism: Trichomycterus rosablanca
Lineage: Eukaryota; Metazoa; Chordata; Actinopteri; Siluriformes; Trichomycteridae
Product: coiled-coil domain-containing protein 81-like
Exons: 7
Coding region: 1-762 (253 amino acids)
Source: RefSeq, a predicted model, not a curated record
AUGAAACAGGCCAAGCAAAAGUCAAACGUGGAGGAGAAGAAGAAAGCUGCAGCUCUCAGUCUCAGUACUGCUGAAGAACUGAAGGCUAAAAAGAAAUCUAGAUCUUCACAGUUUAAAAACUACAUUCUCAAAGGGCGCCCGAUUACCCUUUCCACACUCCCGAAGCAGAGCCAAAACAUACAGGAGCUGAAAGAGCAGGAGCACAAACAAAGCUGUCUGAAGGAGAAGCGUAACGCUAGGCUUCAGCAGGUCCAGCUAGCAGAAGAAUUGGCUAGACAAAAGGUUCGUGAGCUUAAGAUGAAAAAGGAGAAUGACAAAAAGCACCAGAAGACCCUUGAUCACCAGCCGGAGCUCCCGCACCCACGCGUCCCUACACGCCGACCUGUCUAUAAUGGUUCGGUGGUUGGUGUAAGACCUGUUACUACAACAGGUGUCCGGGCUGAAGUAAAGCAGAAAGUACAGAGGAUUCAUUCAGAGAAUCUAAAACCAGUAAAGACAGUAAAGAAAUAUGAGGUACCAUCAGUGAAGCUGACUGAGCAGAACAAAGAAACAGAAACGCUGCAGCCCAACCUUAUGGGAUUUACAGCAGAACAGCUCGCUGGUCUCAAACUGCAGUCGUGGCAGUACGAUGCUAAAAUGAGACUCAUCAGAGAUCCAGAGGAGGAAGCUUUUAUCAGGUUCAGUGACGAGCUGCUUCUGGAACAGUCUCAGAAAUAUCGCUCCUGUUACCAGCGCCUGAUCGACUCCAACAUCAAGAAUUAAACUAAAUGGUUUCAAGUUCAUGUCCACUGUGUGAGAAGUCCAGUUCCUGGUUCUUGAUAAAUAAAAGUCUUGGAUGGUGGGAAGAGGAGCACCGAUGAUUUUUCUCUGUUGUCCCCACAACUUGUCGCAGUUCUGCUUCUGUCCUGUUUCAUGGCUGAUCUGAACCGUACCAUGAUGGAUGUGCACAGGACAUUUACAUUUUCAGCAUUUAGCAGACGCUCUUAUCCAGAGCGACUUACAGAAGUGCUUCCAAAGUGAACAUUUCAUUUCUCAAGUUUAGGUAAACAACAGUCGAAGAACACAACAGAUUCAAUGACUUGAUUUUAUAUCAAUAAAAUGUAAGCAGACCAACAAUGAGUCUGACUUUUAUUGGUUUAAUAUGAAAC